Messenger RNA from Exaiptasia diaphana, 11006 nucleotides. RefSeq lists its product as uncharacterized. The record is from RefSeq and is a predicted model, not a curated record. The coding region runs from base 189 to 10205 and encodes 3338 amino acids. The transcript has 20 exons. Lineage: Eukaryota; Metazoa; Cnidaria; Anthozoa; Actiniaria; Aiptasiidae.
AUAAAUAUUUUUCUCAUCAUAACAUCAUACACGAAAUUAGAACGUAUAACGUGACACUGAUUAGAUUGCCAUAAAAAUCGCCGCUGAAUGUAAGAACCAAGGGCUCUUAACGCGAGGAACGCCUAGUACAAAGUGCACUUCUAGGAAAUCGAUUUACGCGAAAACUUCUUUUUUUUCAAAGUGAUAUCAUGGCCGAAGGUAUUAUUCAAACGGAAAAAUUAUCCGGUAUUGAGCUUUUCAAGACCGAGGUAGCAGCAGUACUUGAGAACACUGAAGAGCAACCAGUCAAGUUGAGCUCGCAAUUUACAAAGGAAUACAAAAGAGUGUUCAACAGGAAGUUCAAACCCGAAGACUACGGCUUUCAGUCGAAAUCCCUCUAUAGCUAUUUUACUCAUAUAACUGACAUUAUCAAUUUCACAAAGAAAGAUGGAAAUCUAGCUAUCAUUAUGAAAGAAAAAAAUGCAGAAUGCCUAGCUCAUUUCAGCGAAGAGGCUGUCGAGGAUACACGAAGUCCACCAAGUGAUGUAGAUUGCAAAUCUGUUACCGAAACGACAACAGAGCAAUGUCAAGAUAAAGCACAACGCAAAGAUAAAGUGCAACUCCAAGAUAAAGUCCAAGGUGCUUCUCUUCUUCGGUUGCAUGUUAUGGCAAUGAUAGAGGAUUCUGGUGAGAAAAGAAUUGAUUUGAGCUGUUUUGAUACAAUAUACCAAGAGAAAUACAAGACUCGUUUUAACCGAAAAAAUUACAAAUUGAAAGGAAAACUGACCAAGAUUCUUGAAAGGGCUAUGUCAGAUUGUGUGGAAAUUGAAACUUGUGGAACUAAAACGUUUUUGAAACUUAAGAAUAGUCAUCAAAAGCAAGUCAAAAGUGAUGAGAAAUCUGAGCCCUCUGAAAGCAUUGUCAAUGAUAGAAGUCAUCCGUUAUUUGAUUACCCAAAUGUAAGUGACAUGACAGAAAUGCCCUCCUCAAAGCCUGUAUCACUACCAUGCCAUGAUACGAAAAGCACUACUCCAGACAGUACUAAUGAUUCCCUUCAGGGCAUUAAAGACUUUAGAUCUGAUAUCAAAACUAUUUUAAUGGAUACAGAGACCAAGAAAGUUGGCUUAGGUCAACUCCCACAUCUCUACAAAAUGAAAUUCAACUGCAACUUUGAUCAUAAAAAAUAUUCAGGACUUCCCAAGAAACACCUCUGUAAACUUGUCCAGAAGGAUUUCAUGGCGGAUUUGAUUUUAAUUGUAAAAUGUGGAUCAAAAACAUCCGUAGAGCUGAGAGGUAACUGUGAUGACAAGUCAAUUGAAGGCCAAGAGGAAACCCUUAAAUACCAAUUACCUUCAGACCAUAACCUUUACAAAGGACAUGUGAAAAUGCUCUCAGAAGAAGCAGCUGAUCUUGACAAAUGGAAAUUCUAUUUACAGUGCCAAAAUAAUAGAAAAGGGCAUCCUCCAAAGGAUUCUUGUCUGCUGAACAAAGAUUUCACGUCAGAUCUAAUUUUGUUUGAGAAAAAGGGGCUUAUUACAGAUGUAAAACUAACUGACAAACCUUGUGGUGAAAUAUGUCAAACUGGACAGCCAUAUACAUAUAGUGCCAGGUCAUCAGUUAGUCAGUUGAGUACUCAAUCACUUUUGGAACCAGCCAGGGAUUUUUAUACUGAUUUUUCAGCCCCAUCUGGUACUAAUAAUGGUCAUUCAUACAAAUCCCAAUCUUCAUCAGCUGUUAAUGAGACAGUCCAAAGGUCAGACAAUGAGCCUGUUGCGCCAGCAAUGAGUACCAGUUUCACAGUGAAAGAUCUUUUGAAUCAACCUAGCCAAAAUAAUGAGAAUAAAAUAGCUAUUGAACCCUGCCAAACAAAAAUCAAUGAACACAAUUCAACACAAACAUCUGGCUUAUCUGGAGUUGAACUCUUUAAAUCAGAAGUUAGAGAAAUUCUUCUAGAUCAAGGGGGCAGAAUUGAAGUCAGCAAAUUCAAGAAUUUGUAUAAAAAUAAAUUUAAUGCAAACUUCACUGGAAAGAAAUAUGGAGUCACAAAAGCAAAGAAGCUCUGUUUACUGUUAAAGCUCAUUCCUGAUAUUGUUGUCUUGGGAUGUGUGGGUAGCAUGAUGUACAUGGAGCUUCGUGAAUGCCUAAUGGAGGUGCCAGAAGUGAAAGAAGACAAGAAUGUAAGACAAGAUACCAAGGAAAAUAGUCAAGCAGCUCAAUCAACUCAACCGGCUUCACCAUCAUUUCAUGACUCAGGAAACAAUGUACAACAGGGUGUUGAAGAAGUAAAAGUCUUUGAGAAAACAAGUGUAAAACAUGUACAAAAAGCACAAAAUUCCCAGUCGCAAACUGACAUCUCAACAGAAAAGGAAUCCUUUGCUCAUGCAAAUCUUGAUGACCACAAAAUUUAUAGCAAAAGUGCAGCAACUCAAAACCUUUUGUCACCUUCAUCAGAAACUACAUCUAUGAUAUCCAAAAAGUUAUCGAAAGACAUGGCUGCAGCACCCAAGACAAACUUCACAACUGAUGUUAUUUUGCUUCAACAACCAACAGUAGAAUAUCCUAAAAAAAGUGAGAAAAAGCUAUGGUCCAAGAUAGUUGAUGAAGAGGAAAUGAUGAUGUCUAUUCCCAGUCCUUUUGAAGAUUCAUUUAAUGCUGCACAAAGGAUGCAAUCUCUUACCAACCACAGCUUGUCUAGACCAGCAUAUCGCACACCUCAUGAAGUAAAUGAGAUGGCAAAGCGAAUUAUUGUGGAAAUUGCUGAGGAUGAGCAUUAUGUGUCAUUAGUGGUUGUCAAAGCAAAGAUGUGUGAGAUGACUGGAGUGAGAAAUCUUAAAGAGUUGGGGUAUAGAAAUCCAGAUAUUGAUAUCCAAGAGCUAAAAGAACUUCAGCGACUACACUCAAAGCUGGAUCUCUAUGGCCGAGCUUAUGUUAUGGUACACAGCAUUGCUACGUUAACAGAACUCGGUCAAAGUAUGGCUCGACUAGUGGAUAAAAAAGACUUUUCAGAACUCAAAGUAGGACCAUUGGUAAAGCUUCCAGUCGUCUAUGACCUAUUCAAGGCUCCAUCCGACGAUGUUGCUAUCCAGAGUAUAACCACCAUGCAGGUCCUCAAGAAUCUUAACAAGUAUUUAACGAAAGAGAACAAAUGGACGUCGAAAGUAGAGCUGGACAAGUUCAUUCAAUUUCUCUGUGAUGAAUAUGGCUGUAAGUCAGCUUACGAGCUCGGAGUUCGCGUUCAAAGCAUUGGUCUUGGCAUAUCGGUUCUAAAACGAGCUCAAAAAGCUCAAAGUGAGCGUUCCAAGGAAGUCGAACAAGAACUGGUUGCGGACUUAGAGAAAGAGUUUGAACGAAGAUGCAAGAAAAUAAAAGACGAUCUCCUUGGUGCAUCUCACGGUGACGAAACAAGUCUUCUACAGAAACUUCUUGGAUCAUCUGUGACGGACGUUCUUACUAAAGUAUAUGAGCACUGCAGUCUGCUCUUUCAAAGUAACCACACCAUCACAGAGAAAGAUUUAUGGAGAGUUGAGAGGUGUUUAAAAAGCUUAGUUGAAAAUAAGUCACUACGAGAAUUCUUUAAUUUAGCUCUUCACAUGGGAUGCAAGUCAGUGGUCUCUGGACUUUUGGACGAAUGUAGAACGGAGAUCAUUGAGACCAAGGAAAGAGAGGAGCAAGAGAAAGAACGGGCUGCAAAACCUCCGAAAAAAGGGAAACUGACCAAAGAAAUAAAGAAAUGGUUGAGCUCAGCCAAGGACCUGAAAAUGUCAACACUGGCACAUAUUGAAGACAGCAUAACUGAGCCUUUCCGGCCAGAUUUCCCAAACUUCACUGCGUUUGGCUAUGGAACUUUCUUAGAGUUUCUUUCCAAACAGCCUGAAUUGAAUAAAAUCAUAGAACAGAGCACUCUAUUAGGAAAUUCUGGAGAAUUCAAUCGCUGUCAAUCACGUGACAUGGGCUUCCUGGAUUUUUUCCGGCAGUGUGGUUCACAGUCAACAAAGGAUGAAGUUGAACGAACCGUUUGUGGUUUCUAUCGAGUGAAGACCCUAGAGGACCUAGGAUUUGGUAACUAUGACAACGUUGUCGAAGAAAUCAAACGUGAGAAUCAAAGCCACCGACAGAGCGUUUUCUACGAGGCAGCUAUUCUUUGUAAAGACGUCCCACAUGUUGGAUUCACGGGCCCUCACACUUCCCCACGGACAAAUAUCAAUGCUGGAAAAUUGGGAUGGAAGACUCCCGAUGAUGCCCUGAAAGCUUUGAAGAGCGCUCCGCUUUUGUUUGACUUGCAGGAGUGGACUCAAUGGACUACGGUAUUUGAACCAUGUCAUGGAGGUCUAAAGCGGUUUAUUGAGAGUCAGAGGAAAGACGAGAUCCAGGCUUUGGAAACCAGUGGUAAUGCUUUACUUCGAAUUGAUACUAACACCACCAACGACAGGUUUAGCGAAUGUGUUGACAAAAAUGACGCUGUUGGAGCCUCCGGUACUUUAGUCUCCUUAGUGGUUAAAUAUGGAGGCAUCAAGAACACGCCACUCACUCUAUUAGCCAAUCAUAUGAAACCAGUUUUAUCAAAGUUAAAAUCCGAUGAUCAGAAGAAUGAUGGGCUCACCUGCCCUCAGUUCGUCCUGCGUUGUCUGUGUAGUAUGCCUGAUAGCAUGUGUAUGGCUUUAGCUGAUAAGGUAUUCUUGGAWCCAUUGGAUAUUGCCGUGGGUAAAACAAACUCGUGCAAACUUCUCCUCUCCUGUUGUAAUAACGAUGCUCAGCGAAGUCGCCUACAUCGACUCGGUCUGGGGCUUGGAAAGAUUGAGUUUAUAAAAGACUUUGAGCAUGCGAUCAGUGGUGAAAGUGAUCAUCGUUACAGUCAAAAGAAAAUCACCCUAACGGAGGAGAGGCCAGUGGUUGCGGUCAAGCCAUUCACUGUCGAAAAGUUGGUCGGGGAUGACAAGGAUAUAAGGGAAGAGGGAGCAGAGGACGUAGAGCCAUCUGGUGACGUUGAAGAAAGAGAAGUGUAUGCAGAUAACGAAGAAACGACAGAUGAAGAAGAGGAAGAAGCAACUAUUAAACCAAAUCCAUGUAAAGCCGUUAUUGAAACAAUUCGCAAAGAAGAGUUUGGUAUCGGUGUUUUCCUAGGCGAGGAAGAAGGGAAGCUAUUUCAAAAACAACGAGAGCGAGAAGGAAGAAGCCUCCAUCGUUUGUCAGCAGACUUGUACAACAAAGACACUCAUUUCGUCCUGGAGUUAGUCCAGAAUGCUGAUGACAAUACUUACCCAGAUACUGAAAUACCUGCCUUGAAGUUUCUUGUAGACUCUAAAAGCAUUGUGGUACUGAAUAAUGAAGUAGGUUUUAGCGAGAAGAACAUCCGGGCAUUGUGUGACGUAGGCAAAAGUACAAAGGGACCCCACCAGUAUGGGUAUAUAGGUCAGAAGGGCAUCGGAUUCAAGUCUGUAUUUCGUAUUAGCGAUACACCCGAAGUCCAUUCCAAUGGUUAUAACAUUCGCUUUGAUGCCAACAGUGGUCCGUCAGGCUAUAUUUUACCUCACUGGAUUGAUAAUUGCGCAAACCAAGAUGACAGAGAGAAUGAGUUUCGUGGAUGGAUGACCAGGAUAGUUCUUCCUUUGAAAGACGAAUUUCAAGGUGACAAGAAGACAUCUCUCACAGCUCGAUUCCAUGAUGUUCAUCCUUCGCUGUUGCUAUUCCUUCAUCGACUUCGCAGUAUUACUAUCCAAAACGAGAACCUUCAAGAGAUGACAAGAAAGGAUCUUAGCAAUAAUGUUAUAGAAAUCAACCAUGGUCAUGGGACCGACCGCUGGCUGGUUGUUAAGAAACAACUAAACGCAUCAAAUGUACGAGAGGAUGUUGAGAUGACUGAGCUUGCAAUUGCUUUUCCAAUGGCUGGCGAUUCUAGCAACAAGACGUCUUAUAAGGUACUUCCCCCACAAAACGUCUUUGCGUACCUUCCUUUACGCAGUUAUGGGUUUAAGUUCAUCAUUCAGGGCGACUUUGAAGUGCCAUCCUCACGCGAAGACGUGGACGGAGACAAGGCCUGGAACCAGUGGCUCCGAGAAGAGAUCCCUAAAUUAUUUAUUGAUGCCUUGGAGGUCUUCAAGAAUCAUCCAUCUUUUCCUGGAUUGUUGUCCAUUUCAAGGUUCUUCCAGUUUGUUCCUUUAGAGGAGGAAAUAUUGGACUUCUUUGCUCCUGUCGCUUCGGCAAUACUCAAGUAUCUUCAAGGAAUGCCAUGCUUGCCAACUGUGAGAUUGAAGGAAACGAAUGCAAAGAAGAAAGGCAAUAAAGACAGUGAGAGGGAUCCCAUAAAGUACGACUGGAUGCAGCCAUGUACAGUAGUCGUCUGUGAUGAUCAAGAAGUCCAUGAAUUCAUCACUCCCGACGUACUCCGAAAGCAUCUCAAUCUCAACUACCUUGCACAGGAAGUUGCUUCCAGUAUUAAUCCAGCACUAAGAGCAAAACUCGGUGUACAGACCCUCUCUGCAAGGCAUGUUAUAGACAUUGGUCAUGCUGUCCUUAAGGAUCUUGAUGCCAGUAGAUCUAAUGAUGUUCAAUGGAUCGCUCAAUGGCUACAUUGUAUUUACCGCUGUCUUGAAAGCGAGCACAAUAGCAGUGUUGACAUUUUGAAUGAGAUCGCAGCCAUGGAUAUUUUCCCAUUGAGUGACAACAAACUAGUGAAUCUCAAAGAUCACGUGGUGUUUUUCCCACUUUCCGUCGAUCAAACUACCAAAUCUAAAAAUAAGAAAGCCAAAGUUUCAUACCUGGCAGAUCUACAACGUGAUCUAUCCGUUCUGCAUCCUGAACUUUUGACUCAUCUUGAAAACGUUGGGCAUAGCCAGCUGGAGAAACUUCUUACGCGUCUUGGGGUUAAGAGUUGGACGCCUAGUGACGUCAUACAUAAUCAUAUACUGCGCACCUUCAAGUCGGACGAAUGGAAGGACAAGUCUCCCACUGUACUGAAAAGUUAUUUGACGUACAUUUUUGAUCAACGCUUGACAAACAACGAUAUUUGUUCAAUGGAGGAACUCAAAGACUGUUGCCAGGUUUUGACAAACAAAGGACCUCUUAACCCGUCAAAAACCCCUGUUCAUUUCACCCCAAAAUAUGGCUACGAGUUGGACCUUCGCUCAGAACUUAAAAGUAUUAACUGGACACUUGUUGAUGAUUCCUAUCUUCAACUGUCUACACAUCACAAUGUCACAGCGAAAGACUGGGAUAAAUUCUUUUCUGCUCUUGGUGUUUGCUAUUUUAUAGCAAUUGAACGAAAGUCAGUCACUCUGACGAAAAUGAACAUGGGUAAAUCACCCUGGUCGUCUUAUGAAAAGAAUUGGCCUGAAACUGUAGAUGGUACUUACAUUGUUGAAGAUUACUAUAGUAGCGAGCUGGAAGAAUUCAUGCAGAGGACUGAUAAAGACCCCAAACAAGCAAAGAUCAUAGCUGAAAACUUUGACAAACUUUGGACAAAUCAGUAUUCGUGCUAUGCUGAUAGUGUUCCUGUGAGAGACACGGAAGGGCGAGAGCUACAGAAAACGUUGUCAUCGUUUCUGCACUAUCUACGAGAAGAGGACUGGGUCCCAGCUACUUCGUCAUCURAGUGCCAAGUUCCGAGGAAAUUAUUUUCCAAUACUGAACAACUCCGCUGCUUGUUGGAUGAGCACGUGUUGUACGCUGAUGCAAAGCUUGAAGAUGAAUCGUUCGUCAAAGCCAUAGGACUAGAAUCCUCUGUUUCUGCUGAGGAUAUACUUCAACACCUUGUGGAAUGGUCGAGUAGGACGCCUUAUUCAAGGACAGAUGCAUGUCAAGAUAGCGUCUUUAACACUUCGCUGUCACACAUGAAGAGAAUCUAUUCAUUUUUACAUGACAAAUGCCAGCACUCCCAAGUCUUGAGGUCCGAAAUAAAGGGCGCUUUCCGGAGGAAUUCUCUUUUUUUCGUACCAAAAGACACCGUCAAAAUGGCCGACAGGCGAGUAGAGGGGAGGUUUUAUUCCAUUAAAGAAGUUUGCUGGAACGAUCCUUCAGAAGUAACGCAGAAACUCCACUGUUCCAAAAAGUAUUCCCCAAAACGUCAGAUUCUUAGUCCUCAUUACAAGGAGAGUCAUGAUUUCCUGAGACUCACCCUAGGUGUAGACCCAACUCCACAUACCGAUGAGUAUAUCGAAAUGGCGGCUGUUCUUGCUGAGGAAAGUGCUCUACCAACACCUCCUGUUGUGGAGACAAUUUUUGCGAUAUUUGCUGUUCUUGGUGUUAAAUGUCUUGAUGAACGACACAGACCAAACUACGAAGCGUCCGAUUUUGCAACGAAUGAAGAUAUGCAAAUCAACCAAAAUAUGGCAGAAUAUCUUAGAAACAAGCUGCAACAAGAAGCAAUUUUCCCCUGUAGCGAGAAGUGGGUAACCUUGUCUGACAAGCCAAUUGUACCAGACAGCAAGCAGCUCAAAAAAAUAUUUGAGAAAGAAAAAGAUGUUUACUUUAUCACGCUGGGAUGUUCGUCCAUGAAGACCAAGUCACGCACAUCCAGGACAGUAAAAGGAGAGGAAAAGAAGCAAAGUGACGUGAAGGUUUUCCUGAGAGCUUGUGGGAUUGAAUCACUUAGUAAAAUCGUCGAAGAAGAAUUGACUCCGAAGAAUGUCGAAUAUCAGUGCCACGAAAUACAAAAGUAUUUCCAUGACGUAGUGCCGUGCAUCCAGAGAUAUUUGUAUUCUCACUUGGAAGAAAGGUACAAACAACUCAAAGAACAGUCAUUUGGGGAUACACUGGCCGAUAUGAAAUUUGCAACUGUGGAAAAGCUAGAGGUGGUCUAUCGCUUAAAAGGUUUUGCUCAAGUAAAUGUUGGUCAAGAAAUAAAGUAUGGCUCCGAAAGUAUUGGCAAAGCCUUGCACUUCUACGCCGUAAAACAACAUUCCAAGAGCUUCGAUAGUCUGAAUAAAGCAAUCACUAAACUCUUCAUUGAUGGCAACUUUAUCAACUUUGAAAAUUUCCUGUCUAAUCUCAGCAACAAACUUGAUGAUAGGCUAGAAAAUUUUCUCGAAGAGCAAGAAGUAGAUGUUUUACCUAAAGAUGAAGUAGAAUGGCGUGUUCCCGAACCUGAUAUCCCUUCAUCUCAGGAAACUGAAAUUCCUGAAGACCUCUUGCCACCUGUUGUCCAAAGAAAAGUACGAACUGAAAGCGACGGAGAGAUGCACUGUUGGCCUCCAAGAUCUUCAGUCACUGGUGUCAAAGCGGCCGUUCCUCAACUUCAGCAAAAUCUACAGAAAAAAGCAGAGUUGUGGACACAACCUGAAGCUCCCGAAUCAAUGAGAAAUGAUCCAUUAAACCCUAAGGGCUCACGCUUGCAGACCUAUAUUUCAACAGCUAGUAGUCAGCACUCAGAGGUCGAGAAAAAGAUCGAAGAUUCUGAUAACAGAAGACAAAACUAUCCUGAAGUGAUUGGCGCAACUAACAAAGAACCUCAUCAAAUUUCAACCUUUCCUAGAGUCGCAAGUGUUAAUCAAAGUCUGAUUGUCGGAUCGAGAAAUCCGGCUGUCGUAGCUCCAGCUAGUGGCAAAUUGGAUCCAGACAGUUGUAUUGAUGCUCCAGCUGAUGCUAGCCAAAACCUUUCCUCAGAUGCUACUCCUGACCCAAUCUCAAGUCCUUACCCGUCAGAUGGAACCAUCUUACCUGGUUGUUCGUCGGUCAUCCAGCAGUUAAGUACCUCAACACCAAGAAGUGCUGGAAACUCGCCAUCUGUCUUUUCUCCCAGUAUUCAGAUCGCAUUAGAAGAUCUAGAAUUGGAUGAACUUUGCAGUGAAAUUGAAGCGACUUUACCUUUGAAUGUGUCCUUGAAUGACAGCUCUGAUAAAAUUGAAGUCGGACGUACUGGAGAGAAAAUUGUUUAUGAUUAUCUGAUACAGCAGGAACCACAGGAGAAUGUGAUUCGGGAAAUUAUUUGGAUGAACAAAGACGAAAAUUCCACCGCACCGUUUGACAUUCAAGUUACUAGUAAACCACUUGGUGUCAACACUGGUGGACUCGAUGUCGUCAAUUAUAUUGAAGUAAAAUCUACUUCAACAGAGGACAAGGAAUAUUUCGAAAUCUCGAUUCCAGAGUUGAGGUUUGCUUUAGAACAACGCGAACACCUACACUUAUAUCGUGUCUUCAAUAUCGGCAGCGAUCAACACAUACGUAUUUUAAGGGUUAAGAACCUUGCCAAGCAUUUGGAAAGAAAAAGCGUUAAAAUGUUCAUGGUAGUUUGACAAGAAUCCUCUAAUGUAUUAUCUGAUUAGCUAGUAUUACGAAUUUUAAUUUUAUCUUUGAUAUAUUUUCUUUCUGAAUAAUAUGAUCGCAAUGAUAUGACGGCUACGAAACAGCGGAUGGUAUGAUGGUAUGUAUAAAAACACAUCGAUGAGUAUUUUCUUUUGGCGUCAAUAUCAGGAGAAACUCAGUGAAAUUGUCUACAGUAUGCAUUUUAUAAUCUUUACACAGUCACAUGAAAUCCGCUCUAUGCAUGAUGGUGAUUUUAUAGAAGGUGAUUGUGUAAUAAGCUCUAUUGGCAUCGUCUUAUAACCCUAACAAAUUAAAUAUUGCGAUAUUGUGUCUACAAUUUGGUACUCACGCUUAUUAUAUUUUGUGCAUAAAAGGCAAUUCACUACUUCACUUACUGAAAAUUCAUCUUCAUCACUAGAAGUAAAGACAAUGUUACAAGUCUUAUUUUUACGUUUGAAUUUGUUUGGUUUCAUACUCGCCGAGUAGCAUUAUUUUUUAAAUUAGACGACGSUGCUUGUCCUAUAAAUUCUUUAUUAUUUUUUUCAGUUUCUGUAACGCUCGCUACUCCGAAUACUCAGAAUCUCAAAGAGCAGUGAACUUAGUUUGCUCUUUCUUAGUGAACCGGAUUCCUUUCCUGAUUUAUAACUGAAAAUAUUGACUCAUAGCGUGUACCUUUUUUUAAUUCCAGAAAGUCCAAUUCGACAUGAAUACUAGUGUAAUGACCUCAUUUUAUAGAUAAAGAUUUUGUAGUAUAAUUUAUAAUAAAUAAAACAGACAAAAAUGCGAAAUUA